Molecule: messenger RNA, 1530 nt
Organism: Diversispora eburnea
Lineage: Eukaryota; Fungi; Glomeromycota; Glomeromycetes; Diversisporales; Diversisporaceae
Source: the annotation of a GenBank genome assembly
AUGGCAACUAAAAUUUCUACAGAAAUAUUAAUUAUGAUUUUAAAUAAUGUUCAAUCAACUCAAGAUUUAUAUUCAUCAUUAUUAGUUAAUCGAAUCUGGUGUAAAGUUACUAUGCCUAUACUUUGGGAAUUACCUUUGGGUCAAGAAUACCGUCGGGUGGAGAAGUUGAGGAAUAAAGCAUUAUGUAUUCGAACUUAUAUAUCAUGUAUGGAUACUCAAGCUAGAAAUUUACUUAUUCAAAAUGGAUUCGAUUUAUCAUCAUCACCACCUCAAGCCACUUUCGAUUAUCCAUCAUUCACUCAUAAAUUAAUAAUAGUUAAUUUAGUUAAUUUUGUUUCCGUAUAUUCAUCUAAAAUUAAUCCACAACAAAUUAUUGGUUCCGAUCAAAAUAAUAUUAAGAAGAAUAACGAAUCAAGAUUAUUAUUUAGUGAGAUAUGUAGAUUAAUAAUAAAUCGUUGUACAUUUUUAGAUUCAUUUAAAAUGACGGGAACCAUAAGUAAUAAUUUUUAUGAAAUUUAUUAUAAAAAUUUAUGUAAUUACAGCGAUUUAAUUGGUUCAAUUCUCAAGUUACCCGGUGCUCCGGAAGUAUUUAAGAAAUUAGAAAGUUUUACUUCGACAAUAGAAAAUGAUGAUAUUUGUCCAUUAUAUGAAUCAUUAAUAUCAAUUUGUGAUAAUAUUUUAAAUAUGGAUUUGUCUUUGAAUUCAUAUUCUCAAGUUCAAUUAUUACCAAAACUUAUCAGUGUCCAAAAACGUUUAGAAAAUCUAUCAAUUGCUGGUAAGAGUUAUCUAGAUUGCAAUUCAUUAUUUCGGGCUAUCAUCAGUCAAAAAGAAACAUUAAAGAGUCUUCGUCUAUAUUCAGUAAAUUUAAAUCGUGUUGAGGAAAAUUCAUCACCAAUUGAUCAAUUUAUUUCACUUCAAGAACUUUAUAUCGUAGAGUGUUCCGGAUUACAUAAAUCAGGUUGUUUGUUCUUGGCUUCAUCAUUUACUCAAUUAAGUAGUUUUCAUUAUUUUCAUUCAGAAGAUGUGGCUCAAAAAUAUCCUCAAGAAUUUAUUAUAAAAAUUAUCGAAACAUCAAAUACAAAUUUAAGAAAUAUUUAUCUAGAUUUAUAUCCAACAAUUACUUUUGAUACAAAUUGGGCAAUUUUAAAUCAUUGUACGAAGAUUACCGAAUUAACUUUAUUAAAUUUAAGACCUGAGCAAGUAAUAGCAAUAUUUAAUAAUAAUUUUGAUGAAUUAAGAAGAUUUUCAUUUGGUUGUGGAAUAGAAAUGUUUCAUGCUGAUGGAUUAUUUUGUCAAAUGGCUGAGAAUGUACCAGAAUCGCUUGAAACUAUUGAAAUUAUAAUGGGUUAUGAAAAUCCAUGGAUAUUUAGUGCUAGUAGUUUAAGAAAAUUUUUUGAAGGUUGGUGUUGUGAAAGAGGAGGAGGAAAUAAAAAUAUUAUUGUAAUAGGACCACGACUAUUUACAUUAAGCGAUGAACAUUUUAAAGUUAUUGAAGAAUAUGGAGUUCAAUUUGAUAUAGAGGAAUUAUGA